AUGCAAAAACUUGAUGAAAAUAAAAAACUGUUUUUAGCUGGUCAAAGAUCAGAUAAACGAUAUGGAUUUAUUGAUGCAAAUAUUUCAAAUAAUCAAGUGGAUGAAACCACAAUGGAAAUCGAUCCUUCGACUAAUAGUAGUAAUAGCUAUCUGGAUAAAAAUGCCCUUUCACGAAAUCAAUCUACAAGUGGUACUGAAACAGCAACUGGUUGUAGUCAAAGCUCAGAAAAUAUUUCUGAGUACCAAGUUUCAUCCAAAAAGCAAAAGGUGCCUCCUAAAAUUGACGUUAUGAACGCUGAACUUGCAUCUGCUCUCGAUCGAGCAAAUAUCAGUAACGGGGACUCUACUUAUGUUUUGACUGCAGCUUAUAAAAGCAUCGGAAUAAAUAUUGAAACACUUAAUCUAAGCUGUAGCACAAUUCGUCGAGCUCGUAUUAUGUACAGACAAUCUAUUACAGAACUCUUAAAGGAUGAAUUUAAAAUUGAAGACCGCUACAUUGUCCAUUGGGAUGAAAAAAUUUUAACUGAUAUUGUCGAUCCAAAGUCUGUUGAUAGAAUCGCAAUAUUAUUAUCUUUCGCAUAA
Molecule: messenger RNA, 582 nt
Organism: Cotesia congregata
Lineage: Eukaryota; Metazoa; Arthropoda; Insecta; Hymenoptera; Braconidae
Source: the annotation of a GenBank genome assembly